AUGACAGAUGAAGAACUGAAUAGAUUUCCGAAGUCUUCGAGGUUUGCUAAUAAUUCUGACUUACCAGAUUUGCGGUUUUAUAAUCAUGUGAAGGAUAAUAAGCAAAUUUUGGUGAAUAAUCAAUUGAAUAAUAUAAACUACAAUCCGUUUAAUUCUCCUCAACAGAAGACUAAGGCCAACUUUCCUAUUGACUUCUUUCAUUUACAGAAUAAGAUCACUCUUUCAGACAUUCCGUUAACCGACUCUAUUCCAAUUUUUCAACUUAAUGAUGCUCAGUUUCAAGAUCCUAUAAAGUUUAUUGACAGCGUCCAUGAAAUGGGAGCGAAAUAUGGCGCAAUUAAACUUGUUAUACCAGAGAAUACCGAAAACUCAUUCAAGUCAAAUUUUCAAAUUAAUUCAGACUUAUUCUGGUUUCAAACUAAUAAGUUGUUGAAUAAUUCGACGAAUAACGAAUUAGAAAAUAGGUUGAGAUUUCAUCAAGAAUUAAUAGAAUUUCAUUUACAGCAUAAAAAGGAGGACCCAUUAACAGAGGUUACACUUGCAAACGAAGAGAACUCGAAGGAAUCGCCAAUACCUCCAACUUCCGAUGCCUUAAAGGCAUCGACACCAGACUCAAAUCCGAAUACUAAAGAUUCUACUCCGGUUCCAGUUAACGAGCCCAAAAAACCUAAGCUGAACCUACCUUCCUUCUUGAAUAAAUUACCGAUGAUCGAUAAAAGGCCGUUGGACUUAUAUAAACUAUUCAGAUCUGUGUUAAUUAGAGGGGGCUUUAUUGAAGUUGUGAAUAAAAAACUAUGGGCACAAAUAGGAAGGGAAUUAGGCUACAAAGGAAAAAUCAUGACGAGCUUAAGUAGCUCUUUGAAGUCCUCGUAUUUAAGGAUCCUUUAUCCAUUCGAAAUGGCCUUGAAUAAUAGAAAGUAUGAAUUGGUUGGAAUUGUCGCUCCUACCGCAGAUUCAACGAAUGGAGCCGAUGAUGAAAAUACAAAUGAUUCGCAUCAUCCGAUGAGUGAUAGCCCCGGAAUAGAUGUUGAGCCGCCUUUAAUAAUUGGUUCAUCUAAAGAUUUCAAACGGUCGAUUAAAUUAAAAUCAGCAAAAGGAUUUCUACUUAAUUCUCCACAUCUCAUUGACGUCAAACAACCCAAUACAUUUACAAGUAAAGGGAUGAAUGAAGGUGAGAUUGAUACUACUAAGAAACGUAAGAAAAAUUCUGGUGAAUCAGCAAUUACUCCAAUAACCCCAGCUUCUCAAAUAAACCAUGGUUUGAAAUCGAUUAUAAAUAAUCAAUCUGUAUAUCAAGAUGAUUCUCGAUUGGAUUUAAAUGGAAAAUCUGCAUCUAUUUAUAACUUAAGACAAUUUAUGGAGAAGGAUUUGAAAUUUCAAGAAUAUAUAAUUCAACAAAAUAAGGAUCAUUUUAAUAAAGUCAAUGUGAAUUCAAAUGACAAAUUCUUUUAUCAAUUCAAUGAUCAAAAUAUUUCUGUGAUGGAGCGAAACAUAAUUAAUUUAGAAAAAUUCGAACAAUUAUAUUGGUCUUUUAUAAUGAAUAAGAAACUGAAGCAGAGUGAUAAUGAUGUAAACACAAAUGAUAUUGAUACAUGGAAUGAUGGCCUAGAACUUGAAAACGGAACUAACUUGCCUUCUUUCAUUAAUGGUUCUGGCUUUGCUAGAAUAGGAGAUGACCUUAUUAAUCACAAAAACCAUUUAAACAAUGUAAAUGUUAAUAAUGUUACUUCGACAAAUAAUGCAAAUGGUGCUAAUACUGCUAAUAAUUACACUACUUCAAAGAAUAGUAGUCCUACCAAUAAUGUUGAAACUAACACCUACAAUUCGUCCGACUAUAUCAAUAACUUGAUACAGACGUCGCUAAACCCUUGGAAUUUACAUAAUUUACCUGUUUUAGCCAAUUCAUUGCUAGGGGGUUUAUCAGAAAGCGAUUUAAAUAACCAGGACCUUAUCAAUCCAACCUUAAGUAUCGGCAUGACAUUUAGCACUGAAAACUGGAAAUGUGAAGAUCAUUUCACACAACUCUGUAAUUACCAAUUUUUUGGAAGUUAUAAGAAAUGGUAUUUUAUACCUGAGCUGGAUUUUGAAAAGUUUGAAGAAUUGGUCAAAGAAGUGAACGACAAGAAUAAAGAAAGAGUUAAUAUAAACAAUGAUGGUUGGAAUGUAGAGGCUUUAUUGAAGUACUUUAAUAACGGUGAAGAUACGACAAAUAUAGAAUACGAGUCGUUGUUAAAUUCUUUGGAAAACAUGAUUAAUCCAUCUCCAGAUUAUAACAAUUCAAGAAUGCAACAUUCUAACGAAUUGUUUCAAAAGAUUAUUGAUUAUAGAAAUCAACGAAGAGAAAAAUUAAAUUAUAAUCAGGAAUUCAUGAUAACUCCUGAAUUAUUAAAGAAAAGGGGUAUAAAUUUCACUACAACAAUUCAGAAGCCCGGUGAAUUCAUCAUUAAAUUUCCGAAGACAUAUUCGUCUACCGUAUCGUUUGGCUUAAACUUGAGUGAAGAAGUCAAUUUUGCUACCAAAAAUUGGCUAAAUUAUGCAAUUGAAGGUGAAAAAUGGUUGAAUAAGCAAUCGAUAUUGCCUAAUUUCCUGAUUUUCAAGCUAUUGAUCAACUUAGCCCAGUUAUAUGAAUCAGGAAAUAAUAAUGUUUUCUUUAAUUCCGAGAUCUACGAACAAAGUUUACAAAUGUAUAGUUUAUUGUAUAAACAAGAACUAAAAUUGCGGGAUAGAGUAAGAAAAAAGUUUAGUCAUAUAAGAGAACUUGUUAUUGAUGACAAAACGUUUGGAGAUAUAGAUUCCACGGCUGAUGAUGAUUUAGCAAGCACUUUUCCUUCAAAGGUAGUUUUAACCGAUGUGAAAUUGAAGCAAACGUUUAUUCUAUCCCUACCUAGAUUCUUAGAAUAUGUCGAGCUAAGUGAGCUUGAAAAUGACUAUGAUAUUAAAAGCGUCCCAAAAUUAAUAGGGAAUCCAAACUUGAAAAUAGAGUUACAUUUAUUUUACUCAGAUGAUAAGUUAAAAUCGUUUUACAGAAUAUUAAACACCUACUCAAUUGACUACGACGAAUGGAUGCAAAAUUACGAACGAUUAAUGAACGAAAAUUCCGAGCUUUCCUUAAGAGUCUACAGAAGCUUACUUAUAGAUGGUGAAAAGAUUUAUUUGGCAUUAUCUUCUUCAAAUUUCUUUCAUGUAUUUAAUAAUAAACCGAAUAAUGAGCCAGAAGAUUACGAAACGAUAAAGUUGAAUACCUUCAAAAAUUAUAUUGAGAAUCUAAGGUUAUUCGUGAAUGAUGCCAAUGACUUUAUUGAAGAAUGCCAAAGUAUUUUAUCUAUAAAACAUCAACAGCGUAUUAGAAAUGGGAACACAAAUAAUGAUUUUCAGAGGCCUAAUGGUGAUGUUCUCGCGAGGUUAAUAAAUUUAAUUGAUAAAAUUCCAACCCUAAAUUUUUCAUGUUCUGAGACUGAACAAAUAUUAGAAUUUAAGGUAGAGAUUGAGAAUUUUGAUAGAGCUUGUCGUUUGCUUAUUUCAAAAGCCAAACAAAGUAACUCAUUACAAGAAUUCAAUGACUUGAUAAACCUUGGGCAAUCAUUUGGAAUUGAAUUACCGUCGUUGACCUUUCUAAUUAGGUUAAGAGAUAGAUUGCAAUGGAUAGACACGCAUGAUAAAAUUCUCAAAGGAGGUGAUCCAUAUAGCGACAAGAAGGAUAUUUUUUCAUUGCAAGAUUUAAAAAAUUUCAGAGACUUAGGAAUUAAUUUAUUAGGAAGAAGAGAUAUAGACAAGGUCAGAAUAAUUGAUUCUAUUAUAGAUCAUAGUGAAGAAAUGAAUUAUAAGCUAGUUGAAUUCUUAAGUUUUGAAUAUACGGAGCUGGUUUCGUUUGAGGAAUUGGAUAGAAUACUUACCGAUCUUGAAAGUAAAUCCAAAGCUCAAGGGGAAAAUCGUAUAUUUGUUUAUCUUGAUAAUUACGAAAAGCUCGUCAACUUGAAACAGAAUAGUAAAAUUGUGAAGCAAUUUAAAGAUUUCAAAGCUUCUUUAGCGACGGGGGGUAAGUUUACCAUCCAAGAAAUAAAACAAUUGCAAACAUCCAUAAAUGAAUCAGGCUUGAAGUUCGACAUGAGGGUUCUAGAUAAUAAUUUAUCAAAUGGGGAAGAUUGGGUUUCAAAUGUUUGGAAAAAAUUCAAGGACUUGAAGAUUAUAACUGUACUUAAUAAGGGAACAAAUCCUACAGAAGAUAUGAAUCCGAAACUCAAUAUUAAUGAUUAUCUAAUGGAGAAGUUACAACAGAUUUCUAAUAAGAAUGAUUUUAGUUUAUCAUUGAAGUCAGAUUCUUAUUCUAGUUCAUCUUCUCAUAUUUAUUAUAAAGAAGAUAAUGAGUCUUUAGAAGACCCAACUCAACAACAAAUAUACUGUGCAUGUCGUGAAUUUGAAUUUGGAACUAUGAUAGAGUGUGAUAAAUGUAAGGAAUGGUAUCAUACUCAAUGUGUUAACGAAUCUGCUUUAGAAUCUGACAAUAAUAACGAUGAUAACUACUCUUGUCCAAUUUGUAAAUUAAUUGACUCUGGUAUAUUUACUGAUCACUUUUUGACAAAGCAAUUAACAUACAGACAACUCCUUGCAUUAGUAGCGGAGGGAAAGCAACUUAAUGUGUUCCCAAUGAAUGAAUUGGCUAAAUUAGAACAACUAUCUGAUUUCGUUACGGUUUCUUUUAAAGAUUUGAACAUUGAAAUUGACAAGGUAAAGCAAAGUGACGAACGGCUUGCAAACAAAGUCGACCAUUUAAGGUUCUUCUUGAGGAAAGUCUAUGGCGCUGGAAUCUUAAUUGAGGAACUAAUCACCGAUUUGUUGAGUACCAUUAGAAAAUUUGAAUAUGAUUUAUCAAUCUUAAUGCCGCUUGUGACACCUAUCGAUCGUGAACUCAAUAAACAAGAUUCUGGGAAUGAAGCUAUAGAGUCCGCGAAGCUGGAAGAACAAACAGGUCUAAAGCCAACGCAUGAGUACACUGACAAUCGUUCUUUCGCAUCAAACAUCAGCUUAGAUGAUUCGGUUCCAAAUGUAAAAUCUCAAACAACUACUUAUGCUAGCGUCUUGAAUCUUCAUCCUAACACCUUCGACCAAACAAAUGAAAAUCCAACUCCCAAAAGGACACCUAUAGAUAAUUUAAAAAACGCUCCGGUCGAGCACAUUAAUGAUCUGUCAUUAUCAGGAGUUGAAAAUAAUACAAAUGACGCUACAGCAUCACUAAAUAGUAACUAUUCAAACACACAAAAUACGAAUAGAAUUUCAGAUUCUGUCCCUAAUCAGAACAUUAAUCUAGAAUCUGAAGAUCAGAGUAGUUCUAAUGAAAGGCAGCAUGAAUAUUCCUUACCUGUUGACGCUGAGCCAGAGGAGCUAAUUCCAUUUUUAGCUAGUCAGGUAGAACUAAAGAGGGACGACGCUUCUACAGCUACACCUGUCAAAGCUACUACUGAAAAUAAUAUUAACAGUACAACAAGUGAUGGAAUUACGAAUGAACUGGCAGAUCUGAAUAUAAAUAACCAGGUUUAG
Debaryomyces hansenii CBS767 is the source of this 5535-nucleotide messenger RNA. RefSeq lists its product as uncharacterized. Gene Ontology annotation, molecular function: DNA binding; histone demethylase activity. The transcript has a single exon. The coding region runs from base 1 to 5535 and encodes 1844 amino acids. The record is from RefSeq and is a predicted model, not a curated record. NCBI's taxonomy places the organism in Eukaryota, Fungi, Ascomycota, Pichiomycetes, Serinales, Debaryomycetaceae. Gene Ontology annotation, biological process: chromatin remodeling. Gene Ontology annotation, cellular component: nucleus.